AUGGUUUGCGACGGCGCCGCGGCGAAGCCUCCGUACCACGGAAGCGGUGCAGCGGGCGCUACGCUCACGGGUGACAUAACGAUAGGGCCAGACACCGUGGUGUUCCCUGGCGCCCAGAUACGGUGCUGCGAAGGCGCCGGGCCGGUUGUGAUCGGCCGAGGCUGUGUGCUUGAGGAGGGCGCCUGCUUGGUGAACGUGGGCCCCGGCGAAAUGAGGGUGGGAGACGGAAAUCUGUUCGAGGUCGGCUGUGCGGUACGCGCGCAGAAGGUGGGAGACUUCAACACCUUCCAGCCCAAGUGCGAAGUGGGUCAAGGGGUGACGGUGGCAUCAGGGUGCUCCAUCGCGAGCCAGGGUGAGCAGCUAUCGAACGGCGCUUGCGAGUCAAGGGAAGAAGUACUACCUUGGAAAGUUUAA
Ectocarpus siliculosus is the source of this 414-nucleotide messenger RNA. The record is from the annotation of a GenBank genome assembly. NCBI's taxonomy places the organism in Eukaryota, Phaeophyceae, Ectocarpales, Ectocarpaceae.